GGGAGACACAUUUACAUAAAACACACCCAGAAAACACACACAAAAUACAGAAGAUUUAAAUUAUUGUAUAUUAUCUAUAAGAACUCAAUUUGUUUUUCUGCCAUGGACGAACAGUCGGAUUCUAAAGGCUCUCACCGGCCAGCAUCCCGUCGAAGAUUAUGUCCAUCCAAGCCAAAGAAGCGGAGGUCCUGCGGCUCAAAGGGAUCUACCACUUCGCACGCGGCUAGCUCGACGAUCCGGAAGACAUACCCUCUGCGGGCAUAUGCCAGCUAUACGAUCCGGAAUAAGUAUCCGGGGCCCCUGCAGACCUACGACGGGCAGGCCCGCGGCGAGAAGCGUCUCAUCAACUUCUCGGAUCUGACCGAAAGCUACCUUUCCCUGGUGUUCAAGGAGGUCGAAGAGGAAGAGGCGAAAGAGAAGGGAAAAAGGCUGUUGGAGGAGAAAAAGUCAAGUGGCUUGGUGAAGGAGAAGGAGAGCAAGUGCCGGGGGCAAAGUCCGGAGAAGAAGGAGGGAUCUUCUGCAGAGAAGAAAAGUUCCAAACAGUGCCUGGAAAAGAAGAAGGAAAGCUGUCCAGAAAAGAAGAAGGAAAGUUGCGUAGAAAAGAAGGAAAGCUGUCCAGAAAAGAAUAAGGAAAUCUACGUGGACCCGAAGAAAAGGUGUCCAGAAAAGAAGGAGAUCUGCACGGAAAAGAAGGAGAGCUGGUGGAGUAAGUUUUUCUGGUGUGUGAAGAAAAAGAAGAGCUGUGGAGGGGGGCAGGCCCGGUCCCGCAGUGCACAGGAGAUGGUCAGGCAAGAAAUUUGCGCCAAGAAGUACUACGAGAUGGGGCUGCGUAGGAGCCGCAAGGAUGGGGCGCCUUGGCAGUCACUCAAGCACGAACAGAAGCUGCCCUUCUACUGGACAGCGCUCACCGGAGAGAGGCUGCGGGCCACGGCGUACUCCAACUUCCAGCAGAGCUUCAUGCGGCGCUUUCGGCGAGAGCAGCCGCGGGCCUCCCUCAGGCGGGUGCGCUUCGAAACGCGCUCCGAGUGGUAUGCCCUGGACCGGUGCCAGCGACUGCCUUUCGUCGUGCUGGCCAUGCUCUACCACGUGAGCACCGGAGCCGUGGAUCUCCUGGAUCAGUGCGCUGUCCGGGCGAAGUUCACAAAGCUGAGGGGCAGGAAUUAGCACGAGAAAAUAAUCUUGUACGAGAAACAGAUGUUGCCGCAGUCUAUUUUUGGGCCAAGAGUUUCCAAAUCUGCGACUCUUUCCAGCUGCCGGUGGCAGCAGCU
Messenger RNA from Drosophila miranda, 1268 nucleotides. RefSeq lists its product as uncharacterized. The record is from RefSeq and is a predicted model, not a curated record. The transcript is spliced from 2 exons. NCBI's taxonomy places the organism in Eukaryota, Metazoa, Arthropoda, Insecta, Diptera, Drosophilidae. Bases 103 to 1164 code for a protein of 353 amino acids.